UACUUCCGUCCCCAGUCAACGUAUCCUCGUGUCACCGCCCCUGCACUGAGCUUGCCACGCUUCGCCCUUUUGCUAGGUUGGGUGCUGGGGAAAGGCUGGCGUUUGCUUUCUCUCCGUCCUCGUCUCGACGCUUCCUUCCGAAGGUGCAGAAGAACUGCAGUUUGAUGUGGGGCUAUAAACUUUGGCAAUAUAGCUCUUCAAGUUUAUAGUGGUCUGAAGUUGAAGGAAAAUGUCAAGAGCAAAUACACACUGGUGUUACAUUUGCAGGCAAACAGUUCUGCCACUCGGAAGGGACAUGAUCUGUCCCAACUGUGACAGAGGCUUUGUGCAAGAUUUGAAUGAGCUAGAUGGCAGCAUGAACACUUUUGAUUACUUUGGAGUGGAUUAUAGAGGCAACCGUAAUGACCAGUUUGGAAUUAUUGAUGCCUUGUCUGCCUUGAUUAGGCAACAAAUGGAAGGAAGAAGCCACGAGUUUGAUUUACAUGGUAGACCCAGUGUUCCCAUGGAGAAUGGAUUGGGAUUUGGACUUGAGCGAUUGCUGCUUUUGCCUUGGCAGCUUCCUGUUAAUAUAACCGAGAACAGAGGGAUUGAGAUUAUUUUCAAUGGCGGUGCUGGAGUUGGGAUGAGACAUGCGAACAUAGGGAACUAUGCUCGUGGAUCUGGAUUCAAUGACCUCAUCGAACAGCUUACCAGAAAUGAUGGCCAUGGCCCACCACCUGCUUCACAAUCAGCCAUUGAUGCAAUGCCCACUGUCAAGAUAAACCAGAGACAUCUUCGAGGUGAUUCACACUGUCCAGUUUGCAAAGAAAAAUUUGAGUUGGGUACUGAAGCACGGGAACUGCCAUGUAAGCAUUUAUAUCACUCAGACUGCAUUAUUCCUUGGUUAGUCCGACACAAUUCUUGCCCAGUUUGUCGCCAUAGGUUGCCAUCUCAGGAAUCCAGUCAAAAUAACCAUGUGCAAAGUAGAAAUCAGUAUCUUGGUGGUGGUACAAGAAGUAAUGGUUAUGGUAAUAGAGAAAAUGGUGAAAGCCAAGCUAGGAGAAAUCUUUUCUCCUUUCUAUGGCCAUAUUAUACUUCAAACACUGCUAACUCUAGCUCAAAUGAGUCAAGUAGGAGUAGUUCCACUGCCGUGCAUGAAGAUAUCAACCAGAUGCAUUAUACCGGAUGGCCCUUUGAUUAUUAAGAUCUUACCUAAAUAUUUAGUUGUUAUCACUGAACUCGUUCUAGAUCUUGUUUUUUUUUUCUUUUAUCAUCUUUUGAACCCUUAUGUAGUGUGUUUGUGGCUUAUACUUUUGUGAAUGGCUCUAUUAUGAAUUAAUGUGAAUAUAAGUGUUGUGCUGUAA
This is a messenger RNA of Musa acuminata AAA Group (dessert banana), 1343 nucleotides long. Its product is annotated as probable E3 ubiquitin-protein ligase RHC1A. Gene Ontology annotation, molecular function: ubiquitin protein ligase activity. NCBI's taxonomy places the organism in Eukaryota, Viridiplantae, Streptophyta, Magnoliopsida, Zingiberales, Musaceae. The transcript has 2 exons. Gene Ontology annotation, cellular component: cytoplasm. The record is from RefSeq and is a predicted model, not a curated record. Bases 230 to 1183 code for a protein of 317 amino acids. Gene Ontology annotation, biological process: protein ubiquitination.